AUGGUGCCGGUCGGCAGCCAGCGGGGCCCCUUGCCAGGCGAGCUCCGAGGUGGGAAUCGCUUAGUCAUUACCAGCGGGGGCCAGGUGCCCGGCCUUGGAAGAGCUUGGACCCUAGACACUGUGUACCCAGCGAGGAGGCCAGCCCGGCUGGGGAUGGGCAAAGUCAAGACAAAGGCCCAGUUGUGCCCUCGGAGAAAACCCAAACCUGGGUUUCCCUGCGGCCGAAACUGCCAGUACUCAGCCCACCUCAUUCCCAUAAAGGAAACUUUGUGUGUGGCUCCCGGCGGCGGAGGCAGCCAGCAUCGCCCGGCGCCCAGACGCUCCCUGGGAAUGGGCGUGACCGCCUCGGAGCCACAAGUUGCUGCGAUGAUAACUCCUGUGACCCUUGACCUCUUAGAGCUGACACUGGGCCAGACGAUGUCCAGACAGUCAUGUUGGGGACAACGAGUCUGUUCUCCGUGUCUGCAGGCCAGCCUUGUUGGGACCAGACCAGAAACAUUCUUGGAAAACCGAGUGGGUGAGGGGCUGCCGGGACAGGACUACGAUAGGAGGCACCUGGUGAGCCAGUCUGUGCCAGUGGGCAGCAGGGGGCCGCGGGAGCCCCAUCUGGAAGCCAGCUCUGCCCCUGCCCCCCGCUGGCUGCUGCCCCCUGAAUAG
This is a messenger RNA of Rangifer tarandus platyrhynchus (Svalbard reindeer), 657 nucleotides long. Lineage: Eukaryota; Metazoa; Chordata; Mammalia; Artiodactyla; Cervidae. The record is from the annotation of a GenBank genome assembly.